CGUCCCUCGAGCCAUGUAGGAGAGGCGCGUCAUCAGAGCGCGCGGUGCUUUCAGCGAGGAGGUGGCAGAUGCCUCUUCGAAACAAACAGUCAGCUGUCGUCUGCUUACGAGCUGUUUUCCCUCUCGUACCGCUGAAGAGCAGCUGUUGGGAUGCCAAAGAAGUUCCAGGGUGAGAACUCCAAGGCGGCCACAGCCAAAGCCCGCAAGGCCGAGGCCAAGGCAGUGGCAGACGCCCGCAAGAAGCAGCAGGAAGAGGAUGCUCUGUGGCAGGAAACUGACAAACAUGUACUCAAAAAAGAGCAGAGAAAGGACGACAAGGAGAAGAAGAGGCUUGAGAUUCUGGAGAGGAAAAAGGAAAACCAGCGACUUCUGGAUGAGGAAAGUGCAAGGAUCAGAGGAAGAGCCCAGAAGGAGGCCGCAUCAGGAGGAAAGGUGACUCGUGCCCAGAUCGAGGAGCUGCUUCAGAACGAGCAGCUUGAACAGGAGCAAGAGAAAAUCAAGCCGAAAGAGAGCCACCUAGAUAUUCCACUGGAGGAGAACGUGAACAGAAUUGUCCCUGAGGAAGGAACUGUGGAAGCAAGAACAAUAGAGGAUGCCAUCGCUAUGCUCAGCACGGGCCCUGAGGAAUUAGACCACCACCCAGAGCGGAGGAUGAAAGCAGCAUUUGCUGCCUAUGAGGAGGCCAACAUGCCUCGUCUAAAGCAAGAGAACCCCAACAUGAGGUUGUCGCAGCUGAAGCAACAGCUAAAGAAGGAGUGGAUGAAGUCGCCGGAGAACCCCCUGAACCAACGCUUUGCCGCCUACAACUCAAAGUGAAUGCACUCUGCCCACCCCCAUAAUUCCAUUUGAAAACUGUCUGCCUAUGCACAUUGGAGACAUCCAUUGAAAAAUGUAUAAAUGUCAUGUAACAAUGAGUGUUGCUAACGAGAGCUUCACUCACCCAGAAACAAUCUCUUCAGUGCUAGAGGACUUCUGCUUUGUUAGUCCAUUCACAAGAAAGAAGAAGCUCAUUUUCAACUGAUCAUCUCUCUGUGCACGCGGCCUCCAAUGAGGCAUACCUAAAAAAAAUUAAUUACAUUUAAUUCCUUUUUUUUCUAGCACUUUUGGGGAGGUGGGAAACCAGAUGUUUUGAGAAGUAACUUAUUAAAGUUCACCGCUCAAUCAUCAGCAUCUCUUGUUGGUUUUAAAU
Larimichthys crocea (large yellow croaker) is the source of this 1189-nucleotide messenger RNA. RefSeq names its product coiled-coil domain containing 124 (gene ccdc124). NCBI's taxonomy places the organism in Eukaryota, Metazoa, Chordata, Actinopteri, Sciaenidae. Gene Ontology annotation, biological process: transcription by RNA polymerase II. The coding region runs from base 151 to 816 and encodes 221 amino acids. Gene Ontology annotation, molecular function: transcription coactivator activity. The record is from RefSeq and is a predicted model, not a curated record. The transcript has 5 exons. Gene Ontology annotation, cellular component: nucleus.